GCGUAUUCCUGUUCACACGUGAAGUAGCUCGUGGACGUAAGACAGCAUGGCUGAAAAGGCUGAAGUAAAAUUAGAUCGAGCGCAGGUGAAAAAGGCCGUUCAGGCCUUGCAGGCUUUUCUUAAAACCAAAGCCACCGGAGACAAGCUACUCCUGGACGAGACCCAGAAGAUCAGCCUGCUCUUCACCAUGUGGAAGAUUCCCAAAAAGGCACAGACUUUUCGCAUUCCUUUGCCUCAUGGCCAGAGAUCUGACUCAGAGGAAGUCUGCCUCUUCACAAAAGAUGAGCCCAGAAUGACGUCAGAGCAGACCCAGAGGUUUUAUAAGAAACUUCUGCAGGUGAAGGGCGUCAAAAACAUGCCAGAGAUUAUCCCAUACAAAGUGCUAAAGACGGAAUAUAAGCCCCAUGAAGCCAAAUGUCGCCUGCUGGGAAAAUUCAAUGUGUUUUUGUCUGAUGACCGCGUUCGCCGCCUGCUGCCAUCCCACCUCGGAAAACACUUCUACGAGAGAAACAAAGCUCCGCUGUGUGUGAACCUUCAGAGUAAAACUCUGGCCAGAGACAUCCAGAGACUAGUUCAGGGCACCACUCUGAAAAUGAACAACAGAGGCCCCUGCUGUAUGGCACGUGUGGCCCAUUCAGGCAUGACUGCAGACGAGGUGACCGACAACAUUGAAGCUGCCGUCCAAACGGUGGCGGACAAACUCCAAACGAAAAGACCAGCGAUCAAGGUGAUCCAUUUAAAGAGUGAAACAUCUGUGGCUUUACCCAUCUACACCUCGGACCUGAGCCACCUCAGCGUGCCUCCGACCACAGAAACUGCAAACGAGAAAAAGGUGGAGAAGAACAAGAAGAAGGAUGAUAAACCGUCAGAGGAAAAAAUUAAGCUGAAGAAAAAGAAGAUGGACGAGGAGGAGGAGGAAAUCCCACAACUGGUUCCCAUUGAAACUCCAGCUAAAAAAACUAAACUCGAGAAGUCUUCCAAGAAGCAGACGCGGCAGAAAACACCCAAACCUGUCGUGGCGAAGAGCGGAGUAAAAACUCAAAAGAAACCAGCCAAGAAGACGGUGAAGAUGGCGACGCCAGGGAAAAGAAAAGCUCCUAAAGUGAAAUGAUUCUGCACAGAUUCAUCGUGGACGUUUGACACCGUUCACUGGACCAGACUUUGCAUUUGUCUAUUUGUGCUCAGUGAAAUCUAGUACCAUUAUUAUAAAAUCUAUUCUCCAAAUAGUUUGUCUUUUUUAAGCUCUAGCAAUUUCUCAAUAACAUUUACCAUAUUACAUAAAUGCAGCUGGUGUUUCUGUUUGAACCCUUUCAUAUAUACUGGUCGAUACAGUGGAUAACUGCUUUUAUAGUGCAUGCAGAAGUUAUACUGCAGAUGUACAUGAACCAGUCAAACACUGCCCCCUACUGACCAACUAUGUAAAAGCAACACCCAAUAAAGUUAAAUCGGGUCAUUUGAA
This is a messenger RNA of Nematolebias whitei (Rio pearlfish), 1459 nucleotides long. It is a transcript of the gene rsl1d1, whose product is annotated as ribosomal L1 domain containing 1. The transcript is spliced from 9 exons. Gene Ontology annotation, cellular component: 90S preribosome. The record is from RefSeq and is a predicted model, not a curated record. Bases 47 to 1111 code for a protein of 354 amino acids. NCBI's taxonomy places the organism in Eukaryota, Metazoa, Chordata, Actinopteri, Cyprinodontiformes, Rivulidae.